AUGACUAGCCCCGCGACUCGCAAACUUGGCAAUGCGGAUGCUCUGGACGCCGUCCUUGAGAACGGAUAUAUUCACAUCGACACUGCUGACGCCUACAAUGACAACGAAAGGCUGAUCGGCAAAUGGUUGCAGAAGAGCGGUAGGAGAAAGGACAUCUUCCUCGCUACCCAAUUCGGAUUUGCCAUCGAUGGAAAACCGUUCCCGGACCGCCGCAUACAGCUCGGUACCGACUAUGUCGACCUGUGGUACCUGAACCGCACCGACCCAAUGGUUCCCAUUGAGAUAAGUGUGAAGGACCCCGGUCGUCCUUGGGGGAGUGCUUCCUCCCCCCUUUUUCCUAGGGCCGGGAAAGCGCCCCCACGCCAUGCACCCAUCGCUGCGCUUCAAAUAGAGUAUUCCCCCUUCGCCUUGGACAUCGAGGACGAGAAGUACGGGGCCAUCCUGAAGACCGCCCGAGAGCUCGGGGUCAAGAUUGUCGCAUACUCGCCUGUCGGACGAGGCAUCCUCGCGGGAAAAUACGUGCGUCCCACGAUCAGUCUACAUGACGAAGACCCCGCACGCGACGACACGCGGCGCUAUCUCCCUCGUUUUUCCGCGGAGAACUCCCCCAAAGUCCUCCAGGCCGUCGACGUAAUCAAGGGCAUCGCCGCCAAGCACGGUGUGACCACCGGCCAGGUCACCCUCGCCUGGCUUCUCGCACAGGGAGACGACAUUCUGAAUAUGAAGGAGAACACCAUGAUCGGAGCCGUCGACGUUAAGCUCACCGCCGAGGAAGUCGAUCUGAUCCGCAAGGCUGCUGCUCUUCUCAUGGUGGACACGCCCUUCUUGGAGUGA
Dichomitus squalens LYAD-421 SS1 is the source of this 834-nucleotide messenger RNA. Its product is annotated as Aldo/keto reductase. Lineage: Eukaryota; Fungi; Basidiomycota; Agaricomycetes; Polyporales; Polyporaceae. Gene Ontology annotation, cellular component: cytoplasm. The coding region runs from base 1 to 834 and encodes 277 amino acids. The record is from RefSeq and is a predicted model, not a curated record. The transcript has 10 exons.